UGAAAAGGAUAGAUAGACCCGCUGGCGCAAAUGAUUAGCAGUGAAAGUAGUCUCGACGGAGUUUACGAGCUAGAGAUUGGAUUGGAAAAAAAAAAAUUAAAGGGAGAGACAGAGAGACAGGUUGCUCCAUGCAAAGCUAAAUUCAGUGUAAGCCUUUUACCUUACAACCUGAGAUUGCCUCCCAGAAUCGAAAGUCACUGUCAGUGAUGGGGAAAUUGGCAGCUUAGGGGUUCAUACCGUAGAAGUUCCAUUUUGAGAAUCAUUGUGCUGCUGCCCCUUCUUUCAGAGUUGUUAGCUUUCUGGGUUUCUUCCAUUUUCGGAGACAGAGGCAUAAGGAAGAAGACAGAGUAUGAUAGAGAAAGAAAGCGAGGGGAGGGACAUAGUGAAGGUGUUUAGAAGCAAAAGGGGGUCCUACUGCUAGAUUUUUGGCGGGCAGGAACAGUAACAUUCAAUGAUUUUACUUGGUUGUGGUGGUGGCUAUCUCAAUGACCCAUCUAAUCACACCUGCAUAUUGUUGUCUUCCUGGGAAAUUCGAUCAUAAGCUAUACCUCUUGUUCCACUUCUCCUGCUUUACCCUUCUUUCCGGGCUCUCUCUUGCCUCCAGCCCUUUUUCACGAGGGGGCGGUUUUGGAGGCUGCUGAAAAAAGCUAUCUGGUCAGGUUUUUGGGGCAAAAAGGAAAGCCGGAUCCUAGUCAUAUGAGCAGACCUUCAAGACUGGCGAAUGUGCUUCUGGUACUUGCAUUGUUCAUCAGUUGCAGCUCAUGGACAGUGUGGAGCAGCUCACGUUGCAAGCAUACGAACUCAGAGGAGCUUCGACCUCACAGUGUCAGCAUCACCGAAUUUGGGGCCGUAGGAGAUGGCGUCACUCUCAAUACAAAAGCAUUUCAGAAUGCCAUCUUCUACCUAAAUUCAUUUGCUGACAAAGGCGGAGCCAAGCUCUUUGUCCCUGCUGGUCGGUGGUUAACUGGUAGUUUUGAUCUCAUCAGCCACCUAACUCUGUGGUUGGACAGUGAUGCUGUGAUUCUUGGAUCAACGGACUUUAAGGAUUGGCCAGUUGUUGACCCGCUCCCAUCCUAUGGCCGAGGGAGAGAGUUACCAGGUGGAAGGCAUAAAGCCCUCAUAUAUGGCCGCAAUUUGACUGAUGUCAUCAUAACAGGUAAUAAUGGAACUAUAGACGGUCAAGGCAGUAGCUGGUGGAACAGCUUUUGGAGCAAAACCUUGGAUUAUACACGUCCUCAUUUGGUGGAGUUGAUGAAUUCAACUGGAGUUCUUAUAUCUAAUUUAACCUUCUUGAAUUCACCGUUCUGGACAAUUCACCCAGUAUAUUGCAGCCAAGUUACAAUUCGGAGUGUCACGAUCAUUGCUCCCCUUGAUUCGCCAAAUACAGACGGGAUUGAUCCGGAUUCUUCUGAUCAUGUAUGCAUUGAGGACUGUUAUAUAAGCACUGGUGAUGAUCUGAUAGCAAUCAAAAGUGGGUGGGAUGAGUAUGGCAUUUCAUUUGGCCGUCCCAGCAGGGACAUAAUCAUUAACAGGCUCAUUGGAAAAACUCAAACAAGUGCAGGGAUUGCUAUCGGAAGCGAAAUGUCUGGAGGUGUAUCAGAUGUUCAUGCAGAAAACAUUCAUUUUUUCAGCUCUUACAAUGCAAUCAGAAUAAAAACAUCUCCUGGAAGAGGGGGUUAUGUUAGAAACGUGUACAUUUCUAACAUGACCUUGUCUAAAGUAGACAUCGCUAUCAGAUUCACUGGUCUAUAUGGGGAUCACCCCGAUGACUCUUUUGAUCCAAAUGCUCUUCCUGUCAUAGAAAGGAUCACUAUCAAGGACGUGACAGGAGAACAGAUUGAACGCGCAGGCCUCAUGGAGGGUAUAAAAGAAGACCACUUUAUGAACAUCUGCUUAUUCAACAUUACUCUCAACGUGAGCUCAAGAUAUCCAUGGAACUGCUCUUACGUUCAAGGAUACUCUGACUUGGUCUCCCCAAAAACCUGUGAACCUCUCAAGGGCAGAAUAUUCCCUGAGCAUUGUUCAGACUGUUAUUAUUUGUCAAGUCACUUGCGGAGUACGAGUAAUGAACAUAGAGGAAAAAUUUCUCCUGACAUGAGUUGAUUGGAGUUGCUGAUCUGUGGUUGGUUAUGGAUCUGCGAAAUGAUAAUACUUGAGAGAUGAUUGUUUCUUGUAACUUGUGUGCAGUGACAAUAAUUGAGUGAUGUGUCGGAAAUAGGAAGUGAAUGAUUUGUUUUUAUAUGUAUUGCGUUUCUAGCUGCAUAUGCCUCCCCCCCCCCCCCCCCAAAAAAAAAAAAAGAAAAAAUAUUGAAAAUUGUAUGCUUCCAUUGAUUCGAGGAUAUUGGAGAAUUCGCCGCGGAAGACCGAGGCGGGUGCUUCUUGGCUUUUUUGACAA
Neltuma alba is the source of this 2395-nucleotide messenger RNA. Its product is annotated as probable polygalacturonase. Gene Ontology annotation, molecular function: polygalacturonase activity. Bases 697 to 2103 code for a protein of 468 amino acids. The transcript has 7 exons. The record is from RefSeq and is a predicted model, not a curated record. Lineage: Eukaryota; Viridiplantae; Streptophyta; Magnoliopsida; Fabales; Fabaceae. Gene Ontology annotation, biological process: carbohydrate metabolic process.